Molecule: messenger RNA, 1640 nt
Organism: Phymastichus coffea
Lineage: Eukaryota; Metazoa; Arthropoda; Insecta; Hymenoptera; Eulophidae
Product: transcription factor E2F4-like
Exons: 7
Coding region: 92-1111 (339 amino acids)
Biological process (GO): regulation of transcription by RNA polymerase II
Cellular component (GO): RNA polymerase II transcription regulator complex
Molecular function (GO): DNA-binding transcription factor activity, RNA polymerase II-specific; protein dimerization activity; RNA polymerase II cis-regulatory region sequence-specific DNA binding
Source: RefSeq, a predicted model, not a curated record
AGGCGGCUGGGUCUUGGCCACUCAACUCGAGAGAUAGAGUUGGCCCGUUUUGAGGUGAAAAAUUAUCGACGAGGAAGUGCUAGAACUGAUAAUGGUGGACAACCAACAGAGUAGGUACGAGAAGUCUCUCGGUCUGCUAACUACACGCUUCGUCAGCCUCUUGCAGAAGGCUAAGGACGGCGUGCUCGAUUUGAAAGUGGCAGCUGAUUUAUUAGAAGUACGACAGAAGAGGAGAAUAUAUGAUAUUACAAACGUCCUCGAAGGCAUUGGGCUUAUUGAGAAGAAGAGUAAAAAUAGUAUACAGUGGAAAGGAGCAGGGCCAGGAUGUAACUCGCAAGAAGUUGGAGAUAAACUGACAGAUCUAAAAGAAGAAAUAAAGCAAUUAGAAGAGCAUGAACAAUCAAUUGAUACACACAUACAAUGGAUCAAACAGAGUUUGAAAAAUGUCGAAUGUGAUUCUAACAAUAGGAGAUAUGCUUAUGUCACUUAUGAAGAUAUUAAAGAGAUAUUUAAAGAUGAAUUCAUAUUAGCAAUUCAAGCUCCACCUGAUACACAGUUAAAUGUUCCAAAAAUUGAAAAGAUGUCAGAAGAUGAUGAAAGUGAAAUUAAUUAUGAGAUGCAUUUGAAGAGUACUACUGGAGAAAUUUCUGUAUAUAUUAUUCAGUCAGAACUGGCUGAAUCGUAUGAUAAUAAUUGUAUAAAAUUAAGGUUACAACCAGAAGUAAAUAUAAUCAAAGAAGAAAAUGAAGAGAAAGAACAGAAAGAGAUAGAAAAAAAAGAUAAGAAAGCAGAGAAAAAAGAAGAAAAGAAAGAAGAAGUUAAACCAAAGAAGAGAGUUGGAAGGCCUCCUAAAAAUGCUCCAAAAGUUGAACCUGUGGUAUCAGAAGAUGAAGAGGAAGAAGAUCAAGAUUUGCUGGAAGCUAGGAUAGUUCUCAAAGACGUUGACACGUCAGGUUAUACAUUCCGAAAUUUAGAUUUCAUUGAUGAAAUUUAUUCAGGAAUUUGUGGUCCACUAGUAAGGCUAAGUCCUCCACCUGAAGAAAAAGAUUACCAGUUUAAUUUGAGUGAUAGUGAAGGACUUUGCGAUCUUUUUGACAUUGUGACUAAAUGAGGUCAUGCUAUUUUAUAAUUUUUUUUAUUCAAUCGACAUAUUCAUCAGGCCUGUGUCAGUUGAGUUUGUGAUUAAUUUAAGUCUUGUUACCAAGGCUGGUGUAUAUAAUUUUAAUUAAUGAUUGUGGAUACAGUUGAUAAUGUAUAAGAAGAUGAUCCUCGAGAUUUCAUUUUCAAGAAAUCUUUUUUCUAUCUGAAUCAGUGAUCAAGUUCAACGUUUGGACUCGACAUUGUGACGGUAUGUCUCCAAGCUCGCGUUUUUAUUACAACGGUGCAGUAUUUACUAUUUAACGUUUUAAUUUAAACUUGUAAAUAUAGUAAAUGUUAGCAGUCGUUCUAUUAUUAAAAUGAAAAACAUGAGUUCGCAAAAUUUUGUAUUAUGCCGUCAAAUUUUUUAUUUAGUAUUGCAUACACAUUGAAUUACAUUUUUAGAGUAUUAAUAUUUUCUGAAAUAAUUAAAAGUAAUCUAUUUAUUGGAAAAAAAUAAAUGACACUGCAUGAAAUCCAAAAUAUAAUGAAAUUAGUGAAUA